Molecule: messenger RNA, 2954 nt
Organism: Spea bombifrons (plains spadefoot toad)
Lineage: Eukaryota; Metazoa; Chordata; Amphibia; Anura; Pelobatidae
Product: tudor domain-containing protein 1-like
Exons: 21
Coding region: 1-2724 (907 amino acids)
Biological process (GO): spermatogenesis
Source: RefSeq, a predicted model, not a curated record
AUGGAUCAGAAAUACAGUGCAGACAUUGUGAGCAAGAAUCUUUUGCCUGCAAAACAGAAAUCACAUGUACUACCGGACAAUAUCUUCUCUGUGGACGGCGACUCGGCUCUCUUUAACACGAUAAAGCGUGUGCCGCAGACCACAAGCUGUCAUCACUGUGGUUUGCAUGGGUCACGGAGGUGUUCCCAGUGCCGACAGACAUGCUAUUGCUCAGUGGAGUGUCAGAGAAAAGACUGGGCUUCUCAUUCGGUCAUAUGCAAGCCGACCAGUGUGAAAAACGAAACCAGCUGCCGAGUUCCUAUUGAAGCUGCCGAAAAGAAAGCAAGUCCUUUGGUAAAGAUUUCUGAAAUGCUCCUUGCUGUUGAACCCGCUGUUAGUGAUCUCACAAAGCGUCAGGAAACCGAAAAGAAAAUAUUUUUAUGCGAUUUACAAGAGUCGGGAAUAAGGAAAGGGACAGAGAUUCAGGGCUUUGUUGUGGAAUUCUCAAACCCAAGUUAUUUCUUUAUACAUUCGUAUAUCGAGAAAUCAGUGAAGUCUUUGUUCAAGUUGACAACCACACUACAGGAGAUAUACUCAAAACCUGAGAACCUAAAGAAGGGAUAUACCCCUGUCAUAGGGGAAAUCUGUGUGGCCAGAUAUUCCCAAGACCAGCGGUGGUACAGGGUGCUGGUGCAGAACGUUGAUGCCGCCACGAGAAAAGCGCAUGUCCUGUACAUCGACUUCGGGAAUCAGGAGGCGCUGACGCUCAACAACUUGCAAAAAAUGCAUCAAGACCUGGAGCUGCUUUCACCGCUCGCGAUGAAGUGUUUCUUGGUCUCCGUCACUCCCCCUCCGGGCGGGUGGUCCCCAGUAUGCAUCGCAGAAUCCCGGAAACUGAUGGAUCAGCAGAAAGUUUCCGUUGGCAUUGUUGAGGUGCUGCGCGAAGAGGUGCCCUGUUACGCCGUGGAUGUAUGUGUGCAAGCCUCAGGGAUACACGUGGCCAAACUACUUCUGGAGAAAGGAUUUGCUUCCGCUCAUGACGGAGGACGUAUCUUAAAAGAAAAGAACUCUGAGAUUGGUCCUUUGCCAGUAACGGCCAUUGACAAGGCAGCAAGAAAAGAGGAGCUGUCUGAUGCUCCCGAAUCUCUGCCACGGAUCCACGUCUUAAGCGGGACUGCGGUUUCUGUAGGUGACAUUUUCAGUGCUGUCAUCACAGAAAUUAAACACCCCGAGGAAUUUUAUUGCCAGCAACUACAGAACGCAGAGGAACUUUCCAAGCUGAUGGAGUUGAUGAGUAAACAUUUUGCCGCAGUGCCGCCCGUUCCCAGCUUCACGCCUGCUGUUGGCCAGGUCUGCAGCGCCCAGUGUGCAGAGGACAGGUGCUGGUAUCGAGGUAAAAUCCUGGAGAAAAGGUCACAGGAGGCUUUACUGGUUGAGUACAUUGAUUUUGGAAACGUGGAAGUGUUGCCCCUGUCGAGCCUACGACCCAUUCAGAGCAAUAUGUUGGAAUUGCCGUCACAAGCCAUAAAGUGCAGCUUGGCAGGUGUAAAGCCGCGAUUUAAGAGAUGGACUGGAGAAACGUAUGCUGCGAUAGCGUCUUUGGUGGCCAACGACGUUGUGACAGUUGAAGUGGUCGGGCAGACGAAAACAUCUUUCGUAGUGGAAGUGGCUGACAGGCACCCGACUGGCAGGGCACGCAAAACAGAGACCAGCCACGCUACACCUACCGGCAAAGGGCAAAGUUGCGGUUCCCGGUGGUGUUCCAGCCCAAUCACGUCCUCACGCUACUUCCAUCAUCCCGGCGUGGUCGCACAUUGGGUGAAAGCGACAGGAGAAAAGCUACAGGCAAAAGCUGUUAGUACGAGCGAGGAUGGCUACUCUGUCAAAAUAAUGGAGAGCGAGAGCUCCAGGCUGGUCAGCGACAAACUUAUUGCCCAGCGUGAGGCUCAUUCCGACGAUAACAGGGGAAACAUAUCAGCAGGGAGUAUCGGCCAACGGGCAGUCCAGAUACCGUGCGAGGCUAGCUCCUCUGCCAAAGCUUGGAAAUCUGUAGAAGUGCCACUUAAUGAGCCCAUAGAAUCGCGUGUGCUGAGUGUGAUCAGUCCCGACCUGUUCUACGCCUUUCCAAAAGAAAACAGAGUUGACAUACAGAAGUUGACGCAGGUGAUGGUGGGUAUUGCCGUGUAUUGCAAAGCGGAGAAGACAAAGUUGAGCUACAGACCGUCAGUGGGGGAUAUGUGCUGUGCCAAAUAUACAGAUGAUGGCUACUGGUACCGAGCGAUCGUGUUGGACACCUCUUUGUCUACUGCUAAAGUUGCUUAUGCGGACUAUGGGAACACCGAGGAUCUUCCCUUCUCGUCCCUUCUCCCCAUUACCGAGAAUUUCCUGGACCCCCCUGUACCGAUUGUAAAAUGUGCUCUGGCAGGGUUAACACCGCUCUCAGAGGAGUGGUCACCAGCAGCUACCCAACUGCUAAGAUUGCUAGUUCAGGAGCAGAACAUCAUCUUCACUGCACUGUCCGUGAACGCGGGAAUCUAUUCUGUGUCUGUGGAAAAGCGUCAGGACAGCGGCGUGGUAAAUGUGGCUGAAAAGCUUGUCGGUGACGGCUUGGCCCGCGACUCGCGCUCUACAGGAGGUCACUGUAAAGGUAAAGAUGGAUGCUGUUGUUGUUCACAAGACCUGCUCAAGAGGGUAGAAAAGUUGGAGGAAACACUUCGCCUUUUACUUAAUGUGGAACACGUUUAAUGAUCCCAGGGUGACGAUCUGUUUCCUAAAGCUCCAGAGAUCCCGGGGUUCACCAGGAGCGAGUUGCCGGAGUCCUUGUAGUAGUUCUAGACUGCAGCGGACUGCAUCCAAAAUCAGAGUUCUAGUGAUGUCAAGCGGGGGUGGGAGAUGAAGAGAAUCUCUCUGAGCAGAAUGUUAUGAUUGUAUUCACAGUUCAGUAAUGUCAGGAUAGGAGUAAUAUACUCCGAGGU